AAGCAAACGGAUUUAAGGCCUUCCUUGUCUGUGGUGUUCAGACUACAUUUUCUGGAAAACUACAAUGGGAAGAAAAAUUGCAUCUCCCCUGUCCUCCUCCUCUCCUGUCCCUGGAAAGAAUGUUCUAUUGUUUGUGAAAGGUUACUACAGCAUUUCUUUGAGGAUAAAUAGUUUACAGAAAAAGAAGUCAACUUUCUCUGCCCAUCAGACAGCACUCCCCAGCACCCUACAGUGUCCUUAUCUCAUGGGUCAAAAGGCUUGGAUAGAGAAGACCUUUUCGAAAAGAGAAUGCAUCUAUAUAAUUGCCAACAACAAAGACAGUAGCAGGUGCUGCUGUGGUCAGCUCAUUAGCCAACAUAUUCCACCUCCUCCGAGUAUAACAGCUAAUAAAAAUGGAGAAGAAGCAAAGCAAGUGGAAGCUCAGCCAGAGAAAUGGUCUGUCAGUAAACACACUCAAACAUACCCAACUGAUGCCUAUGGAAACCUUGAAUUCCAGGGAGGAGGACAUUCAAAUAAGGCCAUGUAUAUCCGUGUGUCAUAUGACACUAAACCAGAUUCUCUGCUGCAUCUCAUGGUGAAAGACUGGCAACUGGAACUGCCCAAGCUUCUAAUCUCUGUCCAUGGAGGCCUCCAGAAUUUUGAAAUGCAACCUAAAUUAAAACAAGUAUUUGGAAAAGGUUUGAUAAAGGCUGCCAUGACCACAGGAGCUUGGAUUUUCACUGGAGGUGUUAGUACAGGUGUCAUUCGUCAUGUGGGAGAUGCCUUGAAAGAUCAUUCUUCCAAAUCCAGAGGACGGAUAUGUGCCGUAGGCAUCGCUCCGUGGGGCAUUGUAGAAAACAAGGAAGAUCUGAUGGGAAAAGAUGUAACACGGGUUUACCAAACCAUGUCGAACCCUCUAAGUAAGCUCUCUGUGCUCAACAGUUCCCACACCCAUUUCAUUCUGGCAGACAAUGGCACACUGGGUAAAUAUGGAGCUGAAGUAAAGUUAAGACGCCAGCUGGAAAAACACAUUUCCCUCCAGAAAAUUAAUACACGACUGGGACAAGGGGUACCUGUAGUUGGGCUCAUAGUAGAAGGGGGGCCCAACGUGAUCUCCAUUGUCUUAGAGUGUCUACGAGAAGAACCCCCCCUGCCUGUUGUAAUAUGUGAUGGUAGUGGACGAGCAUCGGAUAUUCUAUCAUUUGCACACAAGUAUUCAGAAGAAGGAGGGAUAAUAAGUGAAUCCCUUAGGGACCAGCUUCUAGUUACCAUCCAGAAAACAUUUAACUACAACAGGAAUCAAGCUAACCAGUUGUUCAUCAUUCUUAUGGAGUGCAUGAAGAAAAAAGAACUUAUUACUGUGUUCCGUAUGGGGUCUGAAGGACAACAGGACAUAGAGAUGUCUAUCUUAACUGCUCUCCUCAAAGGUACCAAUGCAUCUGCUCCAGACCAGCUCAGUUUGGCUUUAGCCUGGAAUCGUGUAGACAUUGCACGGAGCCAAAUUUUUGUCUUUGGACACCACUGGCCACCUAUAGGAAGCCUUACAGCUCCUGAUGGUACAGCUCCUGAGAAGGAAAAGAAAUCUCCAGCACCUCAGACUAAAGGAGCCAGAGGGAAAGGAAAAGGGAAGAAAAAGGGAGGAAAAGUAAAAGAAGAGCCAGAAGAAGAAACAGACCCAAGAAAGCUUGAACUCCUGAACUGGGUGAAUUCCCUGGAGCAGGCUAUGCUGGAUGCACUGGUUCUGGACCGAGUGGACUUUGUAAAACUACUUAUUGAGAAUGGAGUGAACAUGCAUCACUUCCUCACUAUUCCUCGGCUGGAAGAACUUUAUAAUACUAGACUGGGUCCUCCAAAUACACUGCAUUUGCUAGUCAGAGACGUGAAAAAGGGAAAUCUUCCACCAGAUUAUCAUAUCAGCCUAAUAGAUAUUGGUCUUGUACUUGAAUAUCUCAUGGGUGGAGCUUAUCGCUGCAACUAUACUCGAAAAAGUUUUCGGACUCUUUAUAAUAAUUUAUUUGGACCAAAGAGGCCAAAAGCUCUUAAACUACUAGGAAUGGAGGAUGAUGAGCCACCCACCAAGGGGAAGAAGAAAAAGAAGAAAAAGGAGGAAGAGAUUGAUAUUGAUGUCGAUGACCCAGAAGUCAGUCGCUUUCAGUAUCCCUUUCAUGAACUGAUGGUCUGGGCUGUGCUGAUGAAACGGCAGAAGAUGGCACUGUUCCUUUGGCAGAGAGGGGAGGAAACCAUGGCCAAGGCACUUGUGGCCUGUAAACUGUAUAAAUCUAUGGCCCAUGAGUCUUCAGAAAGCGAGCUGGUGGAUGACAUCUCUCAGGAUCUGGACAACAAUUCUAAAGAUUUUGGCCAGCUGGCUGUAGAACUCCUGGACCAGUCCUACAAACACGAUGAGCAGAUUGCCAUGAAACUACUGACCUAUGAACUGAAAAACUGGAGUAAUUCUACAUGUCUGAAGUUGGCUGUGGCAGCUAAACACAGGGACUUCAUUGCUCACACGUGCAGCCAGAUGCUUUUAACAGAUAUGUGGAUGGGGCGACUACGCAUGAGGAAAAACCCAGGCCUUAAGGUUAUAAUGGGAAUUCUCUUCCCUCCCACCAUCCUUUUCCUUGAGUUUCGGAGUUACGAUGAUUAUUCUUACCAGACAUCAAAAGAAAAUGAAGAAGGCAAAGAAAAGGAGGAGGAAAAUGUGGAUGCAAAUGCAGAUACAGGCUCCCGAAAAGGUGAUGAAGAGAAUGGAAAGAAAAAACAGAAAAGCCUUCCAAUUGGAACAAAGAUCUAUGAAUUCUAUAACGCACCUAUCGUCAAAUUUUGGUUUUACACAAUAUCAUACCUUGGUUACUUGAUGUUAUUUAAUUAUAUCAUCUUGGUGCGGAUGGAACGAUGGCCAUCAAUCCAGGAAUGGAUUGUCAUCUCCUACAUUGUGACCUUAGCUUUAGAGAAAGUAAGAGAGAUUCUUAUGUCAGAGCCUGGCAAGCUGAGCCAAAAAGUGAAAGUUUGGCUCCAGGAGUACUGGAAUAUUACUGACCUAGUGGCUAUUUCAGUAUUUUUGAUAGGAGCAAUUCUUCGCCUGCAGAACCAGCCUUACAUGGGUUAUGGAAGAGUGAUUUACUGCGUAGAUAUUAUUUUCUGGUACAUUAGAGUACUAGAUAUCUUUGGUGUGAACAAAUACCUGGGACCUUAUGUCAUGAUGAUUGGAAAGAUGAUGAUUGAUAUGCUGUACUUUGUGGUCAUCAUGCUUGUGGUUCUGAUGAGUUUUGGAGUAGCCCGCCAAGCUAUUCUGCACCCAGAUGAGGAGCCUUCUUGGAGACUGGCUCGCAACAUCUUCUACAUGCCCUACUGGAUGAUCUAUGGAGAGGUGUUCGCAGACCAGAUAGACCCUCCUUGUGGGGACAAUCUUUAUGAUGAUGACGGUAAACGCCUCCCUCCGUGUAUACCAGGGGCCUGGCUCACUCCUGCUAUCAUGGCCUGUUACCUCUUGGUAGCAAAUAUCCUGUUGGUAAACCUGCUGAUUGCUGUCUUCAACAAUACCUUCUUUGAGGUAAAAUCAAUAUCCAACCAGGUCUGGAAGUUCCAGCGGUACCAGCUGAUCAUGACAUUCCAUGACAGACCUGUCCUCCCACCACCAAUGAUUAUCUUCAGCCACAUGUACAUAAUCAUCAAGCGAAUCUGCUGUCGCUGCAGGAAGGGUGAAGGAGACCAGGAUGAGCGAGACAGGGGACUGAAGUUAUUUCUGAAUGAUGAGGAGCUAAAAAAACUGUUUGAGUUUGAAGAGGAGUGUGUGGAAGAGUACUUCCAGGAAAAAGAGGAUGAGCAGCAAUCAUCUAAUGAUGAACGCAUCAGAGUUACUUCUGAAAGAGUUGAAAAUAUGUCUAUGAGGCUGGAAGAAGUGAACGAAAGAGAACAUUUCAUGAAAGCUUCUCUUCAAACAGUCGACCUGCGACUCUCUCAAUUAGAAGAACUAUCUGGUCGGAUGGUGAAUGCUCUUGAGAAGCUGGCAGGUAUUGACAAAUCUGAGCUGACAUAUUCACGUUCACGGGCUUCAUCUGAGUGUGAUGCUGCGUAUCUUCUAAGGCAAAGCAGUGUUAACAGCUCUGAUGGGUACAGCAUGUACAGAUACCAUGUCGGUGGCGAUGAGCUAACAUAUGAUGACAGUACCACUCCAAUGUCUCCAGCCAUGGGACAGCAUAAAAAAGCCCUUUCUAUUGGUGCAAAAGAAGAUGGAGCAGACCCAAGGAUGCUGGUUCCAGAACACCAUGCCAGUCUCCAGUAUACCUCUAGUGCUAAUGCUAUCACGACAGCAGAUGAUGGCAAAUCUACAUUAGAAAUUGCACAGAAUGUUUCCAAGCCCCACUCUGGUUCAGGUGGCUCUGGGGAUGAAAAGGAGGGUGUUUUCAAUAGUGAUGGAAUGGUUCCCCCAGGUAUAAACCAGAUGGAAGCUCUUGUGAACAAUCAGUCAGUACCAAGACCAGAUCUUCAGAACACUCAGUUAAAAGUAGAACAUGCCAAGUUAGAAGCAACCAUCUCUUAUCCCUUGGAUAAAUCUAAAGCGAUGCGCUAUUUUCCUCCUGAAACAUUCAGUACUUGUCAGACCACUAUGAUGAAGUCAAGGAGCUUUAUAUUUGCACAGGGUGGGAAGCUGGUUGGAGGGGUUAACAACUGGACUGCAGAGUACAGUACCAUUAUGGAUCAGGUGUGCCCUUCUACAAUUGAACAAUGGGACACAGAGUGGAAAUACGAAGUUGAGCAGCAGCUUUCUCAGGAACGUCCUCCAGAAUACCCUGGCGUUGUCUGUGAAGCAGAAAGGCAAGCAGAGCAGAAACAGAUGUUACAGAUGGACACAGAUGAUGACAGUGAUGCUGGUGAAGCAGGUAUGAGUGCCUCUUACACCUCUAAGCCUGCCACUGUCAAGGCUGAGAAAGAGAACUUGUUAUCAGUAAAGCCAGAAAGGACUUCUGGAUUCCCAUCAGUACGGUCAAAGAGUUUGCACAGCCAUCCUCGAAAAGCCAAGUCUGUAAAGGACAAAUUAAGUAGACCAGGACACGCCAGCAGCGUAACUAAUUUGGUGGUAGCAUUUGGCAGUGCAACAGAAGAACAGAAAGCUCGGCAGGAAAAUGCAUCCACAGAAACAGAAUGUUAAAGUGGUUUAUGGGCUCUGCUUUUUCAACAGUCAAGACAGCAGCAUGACUAAUUGAACAAAUCAUGGAUUUAAAAAUUAUUUCUGAAGAAAGGUUUUUCACAUAUUUGUUUGUUUGCAUUGAAAACUCAAUAGUUACAUGUUCUGUUUUCAAAGAAAUGCUUGCGGGGUCAGGUGAAAAGGAGAUGGGAGGGCUGAUAAAAAGUAGGCACAGGCCACAGAAGCCACCAGUACAGAUCUGUCUUUGUUCCCUUUCAGACUCCCUAAUAAGCUCAUCUACUGACAAGCUCUUUAUAAAACCUUUUUGUAAUAGGUUAGAAAAUGGUUUUGGUUUGGGGUUUUUUUGUUGGUUUUUGGUUUUAAUCAGAAGAUUAAAAGACUAGACUGAACAGAUUUUUAAACCAGCCUUGGUUUUUAUCUUCAUGCGGCUGGUCUUUGUGGCUGUUUGCUUUUCAGGUCAAAACAAAAUUGGUGGAAGCAAGGAAGAAUGCAGUCCUCCCCUUCACUUCUGUUUUAAUCCAUGCUUCUUAGUUCCACUUUUAUUAAAGUGCAAUAUAGCAGUUUUCAUACACAGAAAUAGGUCUGAAUGGCAAAAUACAGUUGAAUUUGUUGAAAAUUGACACAGAAAGCCAUGUGUAGAUAUAUUUUUGACCUUCCUUGAACUUCAGUGACAUAAUCUUUCUCUCAGGAUCAUAUCUGUCCCCACCCCAAAACAUGCUGACAGCCUUAAACUGUUCAAACCCAGUGAUCAUUGUUUCAAAAUGUUUAGGGAGGUUUUAAGUCUGUGACGUAUAUGGACAUUUUAUAACUUGAAUUUAAGAUCUGCAUUAGUAUUUUGUACAAACAGGGGCUACCAUAGAGAAAGAAAGUCUUUUUUAACUGCCUUUAGGGAAAAGAAAAGACAGUGGGAAAGAUGUUCUGAUUGGUAUCAAAAUGUAGCCAAUCUGCUGUGACAGGUAAGGCAGAGACUGAUGGAAGUCUCUACAAAUCCAUUGAUAGCAUCAGCUUUUGAUGGUUUGAAUUGUAUUUUCAUACUCCAUCCAUACUUAUACCUUGAAGUGCUGUCACCACACUGAAUCUUCAUGAUAAGUGCAGGGACAUUUUGCAAAGUUCUCUCAUCAUUUAUAUGGACUUUUGGUGGCUUGGUCCUAUUAGCAAGUUUACUGGUUUCACUGUUGUCAGAACAGUGCUGACAAUUUGCUUUUCAUGUGGGCUUCUCUUUUAUUCAGCUUUAGGGAGCCUGAUAUUUUGUAAAAAUGGAAUGAUAUUUGAAGUUGUUUCACUUCCAUGUUUACUUCUGUGUUACCGUUCUGUGCAACUACACAGCCAUUUUGUAUCUGUGGUUAAAAUAGCCUCCAAUUUGUCCAUGCCUUUUUAUUCUUUGCCUCCACACUCACCAGAAACUGAUUAAUUAACAAACACAAAGGGGUGCAGCUUCCAGCACUUUGCUAAGCAAGCAGUAUGCAUUGUGGAACAAAAACAUGUGUCGCAUACCUCUCGUUACAUUGUCCUUAUAAAAUGUGUGUUAAAUCAUGCUUUGUUUGACCAGUUAUUUUUUUAGGUUUUACAUUACAAAUCCAUUAGAUAGCACAGAGGUUUCAACCAUAAACACUUCACCCUUAUAUUUAUUUACUUUAUGAAAAAAUAUUUAUAAAGAAACAUAUGAAAAAGAUGUGAACUUAAUUCAGUAUAAUGAUUUUAAUUAUUCCUUUUUGGAAAUUGUGUCAUUCUGGGACUAGCUUGACUUUGCUCUUGCAAACCUCUCUUAUUGCAGAGUCACUCUUUCUAUUUUAGACACGGGAUUUUGAUACCUGAGAACCAAGGAAGUCUGUCUUGCAUUUAUUUAGUAAUCAAUUAAAUUAAUCAUUGAAACCUUUCA
Molecule: messenger RNA, 7004 nt
Organism: Calypte anna (Anna's hummingbird)
Lineage: Eukaryota; Metazoa; Chordata; Aves; Apodiformes; Trochilidae
Gene: TRPM1
Product: transient receptor potential cation channel subfamily M member 1
Exons: 28
Coding region: 65-5128 (1687 amino acids)
Biological process (GO): protein tetramerization; calcium ion transport into cytosol
Cellular component (GO): membrane
Molecular function (GO): calcium channel activity
Source: RefSeq, a predicted model, not a curated record